AUGGCCGCCGCCGACACGGGCUGCUUCUACGGCGACGGCACCGCCGCCACCGACUGGGCCUUUGCGCCGUGCCACCAGCGCAACACGACGUUCCGCAUCUGCUGCCUGCCGAGCACGGGCGACGCCUGUCUGGCCAACGGGCUGUGCGUGUAUCCGGGCCACUACAUGUACCGCGGGCCGUGCGACAACCGCCGGGGCGCCGGGUGCCGGAGCAUCUGCCCGGAGAUCAACCCCAAUUCGUGGACAGAGGUGCAGAUGUGCACGCCGACCGAGUACUGCUGCAGCCCCGAGCGCAACGCCGGGACGCCGGGGAACUGCUGCAACGACGGGAGCAAGCGGUUUCCCCUGCCGGACCCGAUAUCGGCCUCGGAGUCGUCCGACGCGUCGUCCUCGGCUGUUGCAACGCCAACAUCUGCAUCCUCGCCGCAACAAGCUUCUUCUUCUUCCUUUUCUUCUUCUUCUUCUUCUUCAUCAUCGGCACUUGUUCCGACCAUCACCACGAUCGGCAGCGGCAGCAGUGGCGAUGGCAGCAGCAGCACCGGGGCCAUCGCCGGCGGCGUCGUCGGCGGCGUCGCCGCGCUGGCCCUUCUUGGCGCCGGGGCGUGGUGGCUCCUUGCGCGGCGGCGGCGGAGACGGCGGCAGCUGCAGCCUGCGUCUCCGUCGUCUGCGUUUGGCUCUUCUGAGGACGGGCGGGACGCGACGGGGCGGGAGAAGGGAGCAGGCCCGGCGGCCGAGGUGGAGGGCCGGUCGGCGCCGGUGGAGUCGGACUCGCGGCCGCUGCAGCAGCGGCGGUUUGAGAUGUCGGGAUAA
Molecule: messenger RNA, 810 nt
Organism: Hirsutella rhossiliensis
Lineage: Eukaryota; Fungi; Ascomycota; Sordariomycetes; Hypocreales; Ophiocordycipitaceae
Exons: 2
Coding region: 1-810 (269 amino acids)
Source: RefSeq, a predicted model, not a curated record